CCGAACGUCGGCGGAGGCUGUUGUGGCAGUUCCCCGAGGCGGCUGGAGUUUCUACCCGGUGUCGCGUUGGCUUGGCCUCCUCAGCGGGCAUGAGGCGCGGAGACCCGGAGGAGGAGGCCUGCGGGGUAUGGCUGGACGCGGCGGCGCUGAAGAGGCGGAAAGUGCAGACACAUUUAAUCAAGUCAAGCACCAAAAUGCUAACGCUCUUCCCUGGAGAGAGAAGGGCUAAGAUCUCGUUUACUCAGAGAACUCCGUCUGCAGGUGUUCGGCAGACCAGCAUUGCCUCCUUCUUCGCCUUGCAGCCAGGAAAGACAAAUGGUGGUGAUGAGAGGAAUGUUUCAUCUCAUGUAGAAAGUCAGACCAGCAGACAGUGUAAGAAAGAUGCAACCCAGCUAGACCAUCCGAUCCAGGGCCUGGGGGGUGAUUGCAUGGCACCCCCUUUAGCCACUUCAACCCCUGCAGACAUCCAGGAAGCUGGACUUUCUCCUCAGUCCCUCCAGGCUUCUGGUCAACACAGAAUGGGAGCGCCAGUCUUGACUGAGUCUUUGUUCCAGCCUGAUACCUUAGUCUGUGCUGGAGAGAAGCAAGACUCACUGGCUUGUUCCUUCACCCCGGACUUGGAAUGUUACUUGCUGGACCAGAAGGAGGGAGAGAAGGAUUCUUCCUGGAAAAGGGAAUGGCUUCGUGGAUCUAAGAAAAAGAACUGUCAGGGUACGGAGAGAUGCAGUGAACCCCCUUGGGGCAAGGGCCAUCAGCCCUGGGACAAGUCUGAAUUGCUAAAGGUGUCUGCCCAAGAAAAUAGGCAGGCUCCUGUCCUCGUUCAAACAUAUAGGGAUUCCUGGAGUGGAGAAGAGGCAGAAGCAGUGAAACGAAGUUCUUAUCCUGUUCCUGUGUUUUCCUGGGACAGUGAAAAGAAUGACAGGGACUCCUGGAGUCAGCUUUUCACUGAGGAUUCUCAGGGCCAGCGGGUCAUCGCCCACAACUCGAGAGCUCCUUUCCGAGAGAUAACCAACAGCCAGAACCAGGGCUUAGGGCACUUUCCUCGCAGCUCUGGGGCUCAGUGCCAGGCCAGGCCCGCUCAGCUAAGUCUGCAGCCUGAUUUGCUCUUUACCCAGGACUCUGAGGGCAAUCAAGUUAUCAGGCACCGAGUUUAAAUGUCUUUCAGGGUUUGCUUUUAAAAAUAUUUUCAGGAGGGGUUUUGGGAGUAUGUCUGUGUUUUGGUAAGGGGGAAGUGUGUGUUGAAGCUGUUAUUGAGCUUUUUCUUUGUGUAAAUAAAGCAGGUGGUGACAUGACACCCGAGACAAUAUGGUUGGCAUCAUGCCUUUUCCUAAAUUAGGGGUGGUCGGUAAAUCCUCUGCACAAAGCUGUGGUGAGCACCAGGGAGGCGGGGCAGGGCCUCAUCUCUCCACCACAGAGCCUGUUACACAGCCUGCAGCCAGCCACCGUUCUGCCCUUUCAGAUGCUUCACUGAGACAUCGCCUCUUACAGACAGACGUGUCUACUUUUAGCCUCUGGCUGUAAUCAUACUUACUGGACCUAAGCUUGGGACCAUUCUUCCUGACACUUUGAGUGGCAAGUCACAGCUCCCUGACCUGGGUGUACAGGGGCAGGGGGAUAGAGAGAUAGGUAGAGGGUAGCAUGAUGACAGCGUAAUUUUUAAUUUUAUUUUUGUGAUAACUUUACAGCAUUUAAAAGUUAUAUGUUCUGUUUAAACAUCUCCCUUAAAAAGCUUGGGCUAGAUAACAAUGUAGAUGUGACUACAUCACUCUUCUACUAUAAAGUGGGAGAGAACUCCCUUUGUAAAACUGAGUCCAAAUAAAUGACUGUUUACAAAGCUGGCUCUGAUGGUAAUUAAAACAUUACCAAUUUUAUUUUUGAAAAAGGAACUUUUUAAUGUUCUGUGCUGUCAUUGCUGUGGGUCCAAACUCAAAGGAAUGUAACUUGACUUGUGUUCUACCCAAGAUCUUACCCAGCAGGUAGCAGUUCCCUGUGAUUCGGGUGUGGAACCGAAGAGGCUCCUAGGGGGCAAGCUUGCAAGUUUUAAGAUGGAA
Phyllostomus hastatus (greater spear-nosed bat) is the source of this 2051-nucleotide messenger RNA. RefSeq names its product aurora kinase A and ninein interacting protein (gene AUNIP). Gene Ontology annotation, biological process: spindle organization. The coding region runs from base 90 to 1154 and encodes 354 amino acids. The record is from RefSeq and is a predicted model, not a curated record. Gene Ontology annotation, cellular component: centrosome; spindle pole. The transcript has 3 exons. Lineage: Eukaryota; Metazoa; Chordata; Mammalia; Chiroptera; Phyllostomidae.